Molecule: messenger RNA, 2148 nt
Organism: Penicillium argentinense
Lineage: Eukaryota; Fungi; Ascomycota; Eurotiomycetes; Eurotiales; Aspergillaceae
Gene: dspD
Product: putative protein-tyrosine phosphatase
Exons: 1
Coding region: 1-2148 (715 amino acids)
Biological process (GO): protein dephosphorylation; negative regulation of MAPK cascade
Cellular component (GO): nucleus; cytoplasm; cytosol
Molecular function (GO): MAP kinase tyrosine/serine/threonine phosphatase activity; protein tyrosine/threonine phosphatase activity
Source: RefSeq, a predicted model, not a curated record
AUGCCUGUACAAACCAGCCCGCCGUCCUUUCCGGACUCGUUCCCGUCAUUCAUGUCCGUCUACGGUGGUCUGCCGCACCGAUACAAGGAGGAAGAGAACGUGAUCCACCCCCUUCAGGUUCCAGCGCAUGUGCCGGUUAAUACCUCAACGCGACGCCUGUUGCCUUCACCCAACCCCCACCGUGAGAGUGUCUCAUCGAUGACCUCGGGCUCCACUGAAUCCUCGCCCACCACCACCAUCUCACCAUUCGAUUCCCCAUCGAGAGGGGACAUCUCUCCAAGCUCCUCACCGGAGUCUCCAUCGGCCAUGCCCCUUUCAUACCCCAAGUUCACACCACCUGUUCGCCCUCUAGACGUGGCUCCGCGGUCCAUGAUAUCGACCGACAGUUCCCGUUUAGCGACCACGCCAAACAUGGCACGCUCCGAUUCUAGUACCAAACGCGCGCGCAACCUGAAGAACCUCUCCUUGCGAGUUCCCUCUCCCUCGCAAUCACGACCACCCAUUGCAACCGCCUCGGUCAUGGAGACAUCAUGUAGCCACCACCUUUCGUCCCCACCAUCCCCCAUCCAGAUCCCGCCGAAGACCAGCCGGCGACGCCCUGCCAAUUUGACCAUCCAAACGCCCGCUUUCGACAAGUCCUUCUCAGAGAGAGGCUCCGAUCUCGUUCCUCCGACGCCACUCGGCCGACAGUCCUUGCGACAUGCAGAAUCCUCGCCUUCUCUUGCGUCGAUCGCAUCGCCCGGCUUUGCUCCGCGGGGAGGCAUGCAGCUCCCACGGCCGAUGUCGCAUCACGGUGCGCAUCGCUUGUCGGGGGCUUCUUCUGAGGAUACGACAUCUCCGAUGACCUCUAUGCCAGAUGAUGGCUCUUCAUUCUCGCGUCGAGUUCUCCACGGCUUGGAAGAGGAGGACGACCACCUUGACUCUCGAGAGUCAACUCGCAAGUCUUCACGUGGCUAUCCGGAUGGACCUAUUCGGAUCCACGAUUCUGGAGUGUAUCUGUACCUGGAGCCCACCGCCGAAGAGGCCGCCAAAUUUGAUGUGGUGAUCAACGUGGCCAAGGAGGUUUCCAACCCGUUCGACAGCGAGAAGGGAGCCGAGCGGAACGACACGGUCAUGAGCGCUUGGCGCAAUGCUUCAAAGCGAUUCUCCAACGGGGACCCCCAGACUGCCAUGUCUGAGAUCUCGUUUAAAUCCGCCUUCGAAUAUCAACCAUCCGAAUCUGAAUCAGCAACACCGACUACUCCCACCCCGAAUUCAAUCUCAACGCCCGAGUAUCUUCACGUUAGCUGGGAUCACAACUCUGAGAUUUUGGAUGAUCUGCUGCCUUUGUGCGAGCUUAUCGACGAUCGUAUCGAUCAGCGCAAGAAGGUUCUCGUUCAUUGCCAGCUUGGUGCCAGCCGCUCUGCUUCAUUGGUUAUCGCCUAUGGUCUGUACAAGAAUCGCCACAUGGACUUCAACUCUAUGUAUGAGCAGGUCAAGGCACGCAGCCAGUGGGUUGGCCCGAACAUGAGUCUCAUCUACCAGCUUACGGAUUUCCGAUCUCGACUUCUACGAGGUGCUUCAUCCAAGCCCGCUCCUCAGGAAUGGUUCGUUCAGACUGGCCGACGAAGCUCUGAGCCUCAGGUCACCAGGGCUGAACGAGAGGAGGCGGCAGCGCGUGCUCGAGCUCCUGCUCGGGGCCUUGCGCAAGCACCAUCAAUGGGCUGUCUGAACUUGCCAUCUACGAGUCCAGUUCGGCCUAAGACGAGCGACAAUGGGAACAAAUCUCCCAAGCGCAGUCUUUCUCCUCGGCCAUUGCCAUUCCGUCAGAAGUUUCAAUCCAUCGAGCCUGCAGCUGGCCGCCCGCGAGGUUUGCCUCGCAGUGUUAGCAGCUGCGAUCCCCUCGUUCAGACUCACGUCUUUGUCCGUGAUGCUCCUGAACAAGGGCCGGGUGGAUUGUUCUCGCCGAGAACCUCUGGGUUCAUGGUCCCUCCUGUUCCGCCGAUACCACCAAUGCACGUGAACAUUGAUCGUGCUGCUACGGCAUCCCCUCCUCCAGCUGUGGCGUCUUCCAAUCCUGUGCAAUAUGCGAAUCAAACGGCCGAUCCUCGCUCGCCCCCGACGGGCGGCGAGCUUCUGAUCAUGAGGAACAUUGAUGAGUUCCUAUAA